AUCAGUAGUGCGUUUCUGUAACCUUGCGAUACACCCAAUAUCGUAAAAUAUAACGCUUUUUCACUUUUAUCGCAAGCGAGUGUUUCUGUAACUGUGGUGAGAAAAAUAUUGCGAUAAAUGAUGCGAUAAAUAUAUCACUGGCUGUAAGUCAAGUGAAGUUUGGUUUUCGAAGCGAAAAGCGUCCAAUAUGAGCGAGAAAAAAGUACGGACGGGAAAAAUAACAAAACAACAAAAAUCCAAACUGUUGGAACUAAUGAGGGCUAACACCCGUGUAGCCAGUGGCCAAUUUGUGGGCGUCAGUGGCGCAAAAAAUUCCCAACAAGUGUGGGACACGGUGAGGGGGGAGCUAAAUGCAUGCGGGGGUGCAUGCAAGACCGCUGAACAGUGGAAGAAGUGUUGGUCGGACUGGAAGGUUGCAGUGAAGAAGCAACAAAGUGCCUACAACAGAUUCAAAAAUUUGACCGGCAACCGUCCUGCCAGUGAAGGACCGAAACCAUGUGAAGGUUUGGAUGCGGAGGUAUUGGAGUUAUUUCCAGCAGCAGUCCUUGAUGGAGAUGGUAAAACAAUUGAAGCCGGAGUCCAUGAGGAGAACGUGGAUGAGACACUCGAAGACGAGUACUUGGCUGAAUAUCUCAUCGAAGACGAAAUGCCAAGUACGUCUAAG
Messenger RNA from Rhagoletis zephyria (snowberry fruit fly), 664 nucleotides. RefSeq lists its product as uncharacterized. The record is from RefSeq and is a predicted model, not a curated record. Lineage: Eukaryota; Metazoa; Arthropoda; Insecta; Diptera; Tephritidae.